GCGAAAAUCAGCGCCAGUAACCCCUUUUAAAUGCCACUUCCUCCUCACGAUUCACUUUAAUUAUCCCUCCGUUCAAAACGAGAUUGUUCCUUUUUUCAUUUAGCUCCUUCCUUUGCGGGCAAAAUGUUUGUGACGGUUUGUGUCGGGGUUUCCGUGACUUUAUAGCGAAUGUGUGCCAUAUUUUGGAUUAAGCAAUGGAAAAAACUACGGUAAGAUUUUUUCAAGCAAACAAUGGGUGUAGUUAUAUGUCAUUGUCUUAUCUUAUAUCUGAUCGCAAAUAUAUCAACAAUUAUUUCAACAAAUAGUCCCUAGUAUUGUCAUAGAUGUCAAACAAAAAUGUAAAAUAAUGAGUGUACGGUUUGCAAUAGAAAUAGAAAAUGAUUCGGAGGAAAAAUUGCUUGACAACAAAGUGAUGAACGAGACUGCAGCGCCAUCUGGAAGACAACCGAGGCACAUGACGACAAUCACUAUAAACGACAGCAAAGCCCCAAACGCGCCUGUGCCAAGGAUACGAUGUAGACUUCCUAGAUUUCGACUGCAACAUUUCAUCAAUAUUUUAAUUAUAGCAAUAGUGGUGCCGUUGUUGUAUCUCAUCGAAUAUGGAUACAUACCGGGGAACAAACUGGGAUUCACUUGUAGAGAUCCCAUUUUGUCCCACAAAUAUACCGGUGAUACCAUCACGAUGACCACACUGCUAAUAGGGACUGUGUUAGUGCCUCUCCUUGUGAUUGUACUGGUGGAACUUUUGAAGCACGGCUCCGUAAAAUUGCGGGACUUUUGGAUUUUCUACAAAGAAUUUCUCAUCGGCGAGUGCUUCGUGCUCAUGGUGACCGAGCUGGGAAAAAUUCUGGUCGGAGAACACAGGCCGCAUUUUUUCGAUGUCUGCAGGCCAAUUGAAAACGAACUCUGCCAGAACGGAACGUACGUGGAAAGUUACACGUGCUCCAACGAAAGAUACACCAGGUACUUUCUGGUGGAUUCAUCCAGAUCGUUUCCGUCGGGACACUCUUCAGUUGGCUGGUUUGCCGCCUUGUUUUCUGCCUACAUAAUCCAAAGCCGCCUUCCCACAGAGAAGACCGGCCGUCUUCUGAAACCCCUCCUGGUGGCCGUUUGCGUGACCUGGGGCCUCAUUUGUUCGCUGUCCCGGAUUGUCGAUCACCGCCACCACUGGUGGGACGUUUUGACCGGCAGUCUGCUGGGCAUUGCGGGAGCCAUCUACACUCUCCACUUCAUGAACAGCAAAUUGUACAGAACGCGAAACGCACAAGCUGUCAACAAAAUUUCCACGUCCACGACGACGUUGCUGGACGUUAAAAACAAAGACGCUACAAGUGUUAUCAUUUAAAAAGUAUUAAUUAUGAAGCAUUUUUUUUUGCUCGCAAACAGUAUUCUCCGAGUUUGAUUGUGAUUAAGUUUUAUUUUAUGUUUACGAACUAAUUUAUUUGUUAUUGUAUAUAGGUAGUUGUAAUUUAUGAAUACAAUUUUUUGUAGAAUUUUGCGUUUUAUUUAAGAAUAAAACAUAAGGUUGUG
Brassicogethes aeneus is the source of this 1530-nucleotide messenger RNA. The record is from the annotation of a GenBank genome assembly. Lineage: Eukaryota; Metazoa; Arthropoda; Insecta; Coleoptera; Nitidulidae.